Molecule: messenger RNA, 1892 nt
Organism: Nematolebias whitei (Rio pearlfish)
Lineage: Eukaryota; Metazoa; Chordata; Actinopteri; Cyprinodontiformes; Rivulidae
Product: intermediate filament family orphan 1-like
Exons: 10
Coding region: 1-1884 (627 amino acids)
Source: RefSeq, a predicted model, not a curated record
AUGCCGGAUUUCGAGCAUUUCAGAUUUUCCUACUCUAGAAUGAAUCCUGUCCUGGGGGAGAGCAGCUUCCUGGCUCCGCAGCACCACCUGACGGGACAGAUGGACUCGUCCAUCCCGGAUCCAGGGUACUUGUGGGAUAACGGCUGGUCCGGCUCUGAUGGGUUUUCCGGGCUGGACCUGGGCGCUCUGCCUCCGGCUCCGGCCUACCUGCACCUGAGCAGCCCCCUGCACCGGGGCCCCCCCGCGGCCACGGCGCUGCGCAACGACCUGGGCUCCAACAUCAGCGUGCUCAAGACCCUGAACCUGCGCUUCCGCUGCUUUCUGGCCAAAGUGCACGAGCUGGAGCGCAGGAACAAGGUGCUGGAGAAGCAGCUGCAGCUGGCUGUGGACAGCAGCAGCGGGGAGGGGGGGCUUCUCAAGCCCCUGACCAAAAACACGGGGGUCCAGACUGGAUUUAUUGGACCUAUUCCAACCAGACCGAACUUCAUCCCGCUCCAGAACUCCAACAACCCGGCCUACCUGCCCGGAGGCCUCCUCUCCCCCACCCUGAACCCCCCUCCCCUCCUCCUGGGCCACAACCUGAACACGGAUUCGAACUCCAACCUCACCGGGUUCGGCUCCAUCAGUCCGAGUCAGAGUCCGAGCGAGCCGACCAGAACCAGCAGCGUGGAGAAGCAGGCUCCUGGCACAGCCAACCUGCCCCCCCCGCCGCGCUUCAUCCCCGGAACCAUCUGGUCCUUCAACCACAACCGCCGCUUCGGCACCGGCUCGUGCGCCACGGGGCCCGGGGUCUCCUGGACUCCGCCAGACGGAGUGGGGGUCCAGAUCGACACCAUCACCCCGGAGAUCAGGGCCCUGUACAACGUCCUGGCCAAGGUCAAGAGAGAGAGGGACGAGUACAAGAGGAGAUGGGAGGAGGAGUACGACGCCAGGAUGGACCUGCAGGAGAAGGUGGAAGAACUCGAGGAGGACCUGCAGGAGAGCGAGGUGUGCCAGGAGGAGCUGGCUCUCAGGGUCAAGCAGCUCAAGGCAGAACUGGUUCUCUUCAAGGGACUCGUCAGCAACAACCUGUCAGAUCUGGACAGUAAGAUCCAGGAGAAGGCCAUGAAAGUGGACAUGGACAUCUGCCGACGCAUCGACAUCACCGCCCGCCUCUGUGACGUCGCCCAGCAGAGGAACUGCGAUGACGUAACCCCCAUCUUCCAGGUGCCCACCCCCCCCUCCACUUUCAGCCGCCGCAGCAGGGUGCAGAGCGGCCAGUCGCUGAGGGGCGUGGACGGAGACGAUCUGAGCGUGUCGGAGAGCGAGGGCGCCAAAGACGAGGAGUCGGGCGGCACGUCGGCCAAUCAGAUCAACGAGCAGAUGCAGAGGAUGCUGAAUCACCUGAGGGAGUGUGAGUUCGAGGAUGACUGUGACAGCUUGGCCUGGGAGGAAACUGAAGAAACUCUUCUACUGUGGGAGGAUUUUCCAGGAUGCACCCUGGGAGUCGAAACACAAGGAGAUCAGGAAGAAUCCAUCGAGAAAGUGAUCAAAGACACGGAGUCUCUGUUUAAAUCCAGAGAGAAGGAGUACCAGGACACCAUCGACCAGAUCGAGCUGGAGCUGGCCACAGCCAAGAGCGACAUGAACCGCCACCUGCACGAGUACAUGGAGAUGUGCUCCAUGAAAAGAGGGCUGGACGUCCAGAUGGAGACCUGCAGGAGGCUCAUCACGCAGAGCGGCAACCGGAAGUCCUCGUCCCUCGUGACGCUGACGGGGGACGACUCGGAACACGAGGAGAGAGAGAAGACGACGCCGGCUCUUCCCGCCGCCUCUGACAGCAGCAGUGACUCGUGCUGCAGCGUCAACGCCGCCGUCGCUCCCAAGACCUGGAGGAAACCCUGACACACAAA